CUCAUUGGUUUCCUUAAAACAGUGCAUUAUGUGGAAACAAUUGUUGUAGAAUCUAGUAAUUUAGAAGAGCUGUUCUCAUGUGAAGGAUUUACAUUGGUGAAAAAUUUAAAGCUAUUCAUUGUUGAUAAUUUGAAGCAGAUAUGGGACCAAGACUUUAGACUGAAACUAAUUCUUCAGCAUCUUGAGACUCUGAGUGUAAAACAUUGUCACAGUUUGAUCAACAUAGUAACAUCGUUGUCAUCUUUCCUAAAUCUAGCAACUCUUGAAGUGAGUUCCUGUGAAGGAUUGGUAAACUUGAUAACAGUGUCUACAGCCAAGACUAUAGUGCAACUAACCAAAAUGACAGUACAUCAUUGCAAUAAGAUGACAGAAAUAGUGACAAGCGAUGGAGUUGAUCAUACAGAGGAUGAGAUUAUUUUCAGCAAAUUGCAAAUUUUGGAACUUACUCAUCUGUCUAGUCUUAUCAGCUUUUGCUCAGGGAAUCACGCCAUCAAUUUCCCAUCUUUAGAAAAUGUUAAAGUUAAUGGAUGCUUACAGAUGAAGAUUUUCUCUUUCGGAGUUCUAAACACACCAAAGUUGCGAGGAAUAGAAUUGGCAAAUCAACAGCACUGGGAGGGAAACCUUAAUGCAACCAUAGCAGCCAACCAAUUGAAGGUUCGCCCAUAUUUUCAAGCAUCUAAAUUCCCUGCGCUCUGGCAUGGUGGAAUCCAAGGGAGACUCUUCUACAAUGUAAAAUCGCUUACGGUGGAUAAAUGUGCAAUUUCCGAUAUACCUGUAUUAGCCAAUCUACUGCCUUUCUUAAACAAGUAGGAACAGCUUCAAGUAGAAUACUGUGAUUCAGCAGAAAUAGUAUUUGAUUUGGAAGGUCUAUCUGCUGAUGAUGGGCACAUUGGGCUACUUCCCCAACUAAGUGAAUUGCACUUAACAAAUCUGCCAAUGUUGAGACAUUUAUGGAACAAGGAUCCUUUGGGAAUUUUAGAAUUCAAUAACCUAAGGUUGCUUCAUGUUGAAAAUUGUAACAGCUUGAAGAAUAUAUUUACUUGGUCGACAGCGUUGUGUCUCAUGCAACUUCAAGAGAUUAAGUUAAACAAUUGUAACAUGAUUGAAGAAAUUAUAGAAAAGGAGGGACCUGAGGAAGCAACUUCUUUUGCUGAUAAGAUGAUACUUCCUUCAUUGAAAUUCGUAGACCUUGAAUGUUUGCCUAAAUUUUCAAGUUUCUAUUCGGGAUCGAGUAAUUUGGAAUGUCCAUCAUUGAAAAAGUUGAGCAUAUAUGGAUGUCCAAGCAUGAAGAAUGUCUUUGGCACACUCGUGAGAUUACAUAGACCCAACACCAACGAUGAAGGGAGCGAGCAAAGGCUAGACAAUGAAGGGUUUGAUACUCCCCUUGCAACAC
Hevea brasiliensis (rubber tree) is the source of this 1393-nucleotide messenger RNA. RefSeq lists its product as uncharacterized. The record is from RefSeq and is a predicted model, not a curated record. The transcript has 2 exons. The coding region runs from base 340 to 810 and encodes 156 amino acids. Lineage: Eukaryota; Viridiplantae; Streptophyta; Magnoliopsida; Malpighiales; Euphorbiaceae.